Molecule: messenger RNA, 2724 nt
Organism: Eutrema salsugineum
Lineage: Eukaryota; Viridiplantae; Streptophyta; Magnoliopsida; Brassicales; Brassicaceae
Exons: 2
Coding region: 1-2724 (907 amino acids)
Biological process (GO): DNA integration
Molecular function (GO): nucleic acid binding; RNA-DNA hybrid ribonuclease activity
Source: RefSeq, a predicted model, not a curated record
AUGCCCGGGAUCGACCCACAAAUCGCUUGUCACAAGCUCAACAUCGAUCCGACAUACAAGCCGAUCAAGCAGAAACACCGAAAACUCGGACCAGAGAAGGCACAAGCCGUCAACGAUGAAGUCGAGCGGUUACUCAAAGCAGGAUCCAUCACUGAGGUCAAGUACCCUGAUUGGCUAGCAAAUCCCGUGGUUCUAAAAAAGAAGAACGGAAAAUGGAGGAUUUGCGUCGACUUCACCGACCUCUAUAAAGCAUGUCCAAAAAACAGCUUUCUUUUGCCUCAUAUCGACCGCCUCGUGGAAGCGACUGCCGGGAACGAACUACUCUUGUUUAUGGAUGCAUUCUCCAGGUACAACCAGAUUCUUAUGCAUCCACAAGAUCGGGAUAAGACAUCGUUCAUCACGGAUCGCGGCAUAUACUGCUACAAGGUUAUGCCCUUUGGCUUGAAGAACGUUGGAGCAACGUACCAACGCCUGGUCAAUCGAAUGUUCGCAAGCCAGCUCGGGCGAACUAUGGAAGUCUACAUUGACGACAUGCUCGUCAAGUCACUUGUCGCUACAGAUAACGUCGGCCAUCUUCGCACAUGCUUCGAUAUUCUAGACCAAUAUGGCAUGAAGCUCAGUCCCACUAAGUGCACGUUCGGUGUAACGUCUGGUGAGUUCCUCGGAUACAUAGUCACACAGCACGGCAUUGAAGCUAAUCCGAAGCAGAUCGCAGCUAUACUCGAGUUGCCGUCCCCGACAACCAAACGAGAAGUCCAACGACUAACCGGACGCAUUGCGGCACUUAAUGGAUUCAUAUCCAGAUCGACAGACAAGUGCUUGCCGUUCUACCAACUUCUCCGCGGUAAUAAGCAUCUGGAAUGGAAUAAUAAGUGUGAGGAAGCUUUUUCCGAACUUAAGAAGUACUUAUCUACGCCACCAGUUCUAUCCAAGCCCGAAACCGGCGAGACGCUCUACCUCUACAUCGCGAUCUCGGAGUAUGCGAUCAGCAGUGUCCUCUCACACUCGAUCGUUGUCCUAACCGACCAUCCUCUUCGUACCUUCCUUCACAGCCCAAGUCAAUCUGGCCGUCUCGCCAAAUGGGCCAUUGAACUUAGCGAAUACGAUAUCGAAUACCGAGGAAGAACCGCAACGAAAUCCGAAGUCUUGGCGGACUUUUUGGUCGAACUCCCACCCGACCUCGUCGAUGCUAACCCGGCCGUACAACCCUGGAUCCUCCAUGCCGAUGGCUCCUCUUCCCAUAAAGGAUCCGGCGUCGGAAUUCGUCUAAAAUCUCCCGAAGGUGAAAUCAUCGAGCAAUCAUUCCGCCUCGACUUCCUGGCAUCUAACAACGAAGCCGAAUAUGAAGCGCUAAUUUCCGGACUACAACUCGCCAAAGGAAUCGGCGCCAAACACGUCCACGCCUACUGCGACUCUCAACUCGUAGCUAAUCAGUUUCACGGCGAAUACAAAACCAAGAAUGAUCGCAUGGACGCAUACUUCAAAGUCCUCAAAGAUAUUGCUUCAGAAUUUUCGACCUUUGAGCUCACGAAAAUACCGCGUGACGAGAACGCAACCGCUGACGGUUUAGCCGCCCUUGUGACUAACUCCGAUCCUGAUCUCUGGCGAACAAUCCCAGUCGCGGCAAUCGAACGACCUAGUAUCGAGCCCGCUCCAAGCUGCAGCAUUGUUACAAGACGACGCGACUACGACGCCCGGCCCAACCUCGCUCCACCCCUCACCCGAAAGACAAGGCCUAAGGAAAUUGCCAGUGAUCUCCAUACCAAUAUGAACGAACAAGACGACAACGAUUCCGAUCAUGAGGACGAAUCCGAAGGCCAACACGUCCCAAUCGAUAUCGAAGCUGAAGGCGAGGACGAGCCCGAAGAUUGGACUUUAGAGAUCGUGGGCUACAUUGGCGAUGGAACGGUUCCCGCAGACAAAUGGGCAGCUCUGCGCCUUAAGGCUCGCGCAGCUCGAUACGUAGUUAUUAAAGGCACUCUCCUUAGAUGGGACUCGUCCGGCGUACUUCUAACUUGUGUUCACGGUAACGACAUCAUGGAAGUUAUGCAGAAAGUACAUGAAGGAGAAGGAUGGAAUCAUUCUGGAGCUCGGUCCUUGGCAUUCAAGAUCAAAAAAGCUGGCUAUUACUGGCCUACUAUGCUCUCCGACUGCGAGAAGUAUACUGCACGAUGCGAGAAGUGCCAACGUCACGGCCCAAUGAUCAACCUACCUACCAAACUACUGAUGACCUCGACCGCACCAUACCCUUUCAUGCGUUGGGAAAUGGACAUCAUCGGCCCAUUUCGCCGAUCUACAACCCAGAAGCAAUACGUUCUGGUCGUAACCGAGUACUUCACCAAGUGGGUUGAAGCCGAGGCGUACCCCGAGAUACACGGCAUCGAUGUCAAAAAGUUCGUCUGGAAAUUCAUCAUUUGCCGACACGGCGUUCCGUAUGAGAUCGUCACAGAUAACGGCACUCAGUUCACCUCAAUAAUUUUCACAGAAUUUUGCGCCAAGUGGAAAAUCCGCCUCAGUUUCUCUACACCGCGAUACCCACAAGGAAACGGGCAAGCCGAAGCAACGAACAAAACCAUUAUUGAUGGUCUGAAGAAGCGACUGGAUACGGCUAAGGGAACUUGGGCGGACGAACUCGAUGGCGUCUUAUGGUCCCAUCGAACUACACCACGACGUUCUACCGGUCAAUCACCCUUCUUCCUCGCGUACAGUACGGAAGCUAUGUAG